Messenger RNA from Lontra canadensis (Northern American river otter), 4321 nucleotides. It is a transcript of the gene PHLDB2, whose product is annotated as pleckstrin homology like domain family B member 2. Gene Ontology annotation, cellular component: basal cortex. The transcript is spliced from 22 exons. The record is from RefSeq and is a predicted model, not a curated record. NCBI's taxonomy places the organism in Eukaryota, Metazoa, Chordata, Mammalia, Carnivora, Mustelidae. Bases 97 to 4092 code for a protein of 1331 amino acids. Gene Ontology annotation, biological process: regulation of microtubule cytoskeleton organization.
GCCGGAGGGAGGGCAGGGGCCAGGGCCAGGCGAGAGGGCGACGGGGCCGGUGGAGAGCCGCAGCUCGAGGAAAGAUGAGACGAUUCCAACAAGAUCAUGGCGGAGCACAGCCACAAGCAAAAGCCGCUCGAUUUACAGAAUGGUAGCUUAGAGGCCAGCUUUGUGGCAAAUUCCCUCGAGGACAGUUCCCCAAACAUGAUGGAGAGCCUGAGCCCGAAGAAAUAUUCCUCCAGCCUGAAGUUUAAAGCCAAUGGAGACUAUUCGGGCUCUUACUUAACCCUCUCACAACCUGUGGCUGCUAAGAGAAGCCCUUCCCCUCUGGGAUCCAAUGUCAGGAGCAGCCCCUCGCUGGCCAAAAUCCAGGGAAGCAAGCAGUUCUCCUGUGAUGGAACUGACAAAAGUAUUUCCAUGAAACCACCCACCCCUCUCCUCAGCACUUCCCCCUCCCUCAGUGGGUACCCACUUGGGAAAGCGGACUUUGAUCAUUAUACUGGCCGGGACAGCGAAAGGUCCUUGAGGCUCGCAGAGAAGCCUCCCUAUUCCAAAUACAGCUUAAGGAAUAAAUCCCAUGACAAUGUCUACUUUCUCGGGGGGCUGGAAGGCCGAAAGGCGUCUGGCUCACUCCUGACCAUGUGGAAUGGAAGUUCCCUGAGCGACACUGGCCCCUCUCCCAUCAGCAGAUCAGGGGCGGCAAGCAUGCCUUCAAGCCCAAAGCAAGCCAGGAAAAUGAGCAUCCAGGACAACCUGACCCUUCAGCCCAAGCUGAGCCGACACAAGGAGCUGGCGUCUGAAAACAUCGGUUUAAGAACCAGGAAGUAUUCAGGGAGCAGCCUGAGUCACAUGGGAGCCUAUAGCCGCUCUCUCCCCAGGUUACACAGGGCCACUGACAACCAGCUGACGCCCCUCAGUUUGCCUCCCAGAAACUCUCUGGGCAAUUCCAAACGAACGAAACUGGGGGAAAAGGAUCUACCUCAUAGCAUCAUAGACAACGACAAUUACCUGAAUUUUUCUUCUUUGAGUUCAGGGGCUUUACCCUAUAAACCCUCCGCAUCGGAGGGGCAUCCUUAUGUCAGUUCCACCCUCAGCGUCCCUGCCAGUCCUCGAGUGGCUCGGAAGAUGCUUCUGGCCUCCACCUCCUCCUGCACCUCUGAUGACCUUGACAGGGCUCCCUACUCUGGGCCCGGCCCAGGGCACUUGUUUCCUCCUGGGGACGUGUUUUCCGCCAGGAGGAACUUCUCCUGUGGGUCUGUCGAGUUCGAUGAUGCAGACCUGGAGAGCCUCAGACAGGCCUCAGGAACUCCCCAACCCAUCCUUCGGGAGAGGAAAAGCAGCAUCAGCUCCAUUUCCGGCCGUGAUGACCUGAUGGAUUAUCACCGGCGGCAGAGGGAGGAGAGACUCAGGGAGCAGGAGAUGGAGCGACUGGAGAGACAGCGCCUGGAGACGAUCCUCAGUCUCUGUGCUGAAUACACGAAGCCUGACAGUCACUUGUCCACCGGCACCACCGUAGCCGACGUGCAGAAGAUCAACAAGGAGCUUGAGAAGCUGCAGCUGUCUGACGAGGAGUCCGUGUUUGAGGAAGCCGUGGUGAGCCCUGAUGCCAGGUACAGGUGCCACCCGAAAGGCUCUCUCCACGAUGCCAACUCAGCGGUCUUCGGGAGCUUUGGGCAGAGCGGUGCCGGCUUCCUUUCCCCCAGGAGCAUCAGGAAUGAUGAGCUGCUCAGGGACCUCACACCUGCCUUCCUGAAAACGUCCAGCGAGUCUGCUUAUCUUAGUAUCCUACCCAAGACCCCUGAGGUUAUAAAUGAUGAACAAAGGAUUCAGGAGUUGGCAGCAAUGGAAGAGACCCGGAUAGCAGUUCUGAAUAACCUCGAGGAACUUGAACAAAAAAUCAAAGAUAUCAAUGACCAGAUGGACGAAUCUUCCAGAGAGUUGGAUAUGGAAUGUGCUCUUUUGGAUGGAGAACAGAAAUCCGAAACAACUGAACUUAUGAAAGAGAAGGAAAUUUUGGAUCAUCUAAAUCGGAAAAUAGCAGAACUGGAAAAGAACAUUGUUGGUGAAAAGACUAAGGAGAAGGUAAAGCUUGAUGCUGAAAGGGAAAAACUAGAGAGGCUUCAGGAGCUUUACUCCGAGCAGAAGACCCAGCUGGACAAUUGUCCUGAGUCCAUGAGGGAACAAUUACAACAACAACUGAAGAGGGAUGCCGACCUGUUGGAUGUGGAGAGCAAACACUUUGAAGACCUGGAAUUCCAGCAGCUUGAGCGUGAGAGCCGUCUGGAUGAGGAGAAGGAGAACCUGACCCAACAGCUCCUACGUGAAGUAGCUGAGUAUCAGCGGAACAUCGUGACUCGAAAGGAAAAAAUUUCUGCACUGAAAAAGCAAGCCAAUCACAUUGUCCAGCAGGCUCAGAGAGAACAAGAUCAUUUUGUGAAAGAAAAAAAUAAUUUAAUAAUGAUGUUACAGAGAGAAAAGGAAAAUCUUUGUAAUUUGGAAAAGAAAUACUCCAGCCUCUCCGGGGGGAAAGGGUUUCCUGUCAACCCCAGUACUCUGAAAGAGGGCUAUAUCAGUGUAAAUGAAAUUAAUGAGCCAUGUGUCAAUUCCACGAAUCUAUCCCCUUCCACUCAGUUCCCCGCUGACGCUGAUGCUGUUGCCACUGGGCCUACCACAGCUGUGCUGGUGAGCCAGCCACAAAAUAAAGAGCAAAGAUCACCUGUCUGUUCUGGAUUUAUGUUUCCUUCCACCCUCUCUCCUCAUCCUGUCACUCAACCUCCAUCAGCCCCUUGGCCCGAAGUCCUGGCUCCGUCUGUCGAUCCUUUCCCAUUAAAUGACACACCUCCUCCUCUACCAGCUAAGAAACACAGAAGGCAGCGGCAGCAGCAGGAGCAACAGCAUUUUAGAAGUCUGGAAGAAAGGAAAAAACAGCAUAAAGAAGGCCUCUAUCUGAGUGACACUUUGCCUCGAAAGAAAACCACACCUUCCAUAUCCCCACAUUUCAGCAGUGCUACUAUGGGGAGAAGCACCGCCCCAAAGGCUCACCUGCCCCUGGGACAGAGCAACAGCUGUGGCAGCGUCCUCCCUCACUCGCUGGCGACAAUGACCAAAGACUCAGACUCUCGGAGGACGCUCAGAGGAAAGUCCAAGAAAGGAAGAAUGAAUUUCUCAGCAGGAGCGAUUAGUAAUUCCAAAAAUUCAAGUAUCAAAGGGUAUAAUCACCAACAGAUGAGUGAAGGACAAAGGCAGAAAUCUUCUGACUUUUACAACCGCACAGCCUCUGAAUCAAAUGUCUACUUGAACAGUUUCCACUACCCCGAUCACAGCUACAAGGACCAGGCCUUUGACACGCUGAGCCUAGACAGCUCCGACAGCCUGGAAACCAGCAUCUCCGCCUGCUCGCCUGACAAUAUCUCUAGUGCCAGCACGUCAAAUAUUGCCAGGAUAGAAGAAAUGGAGAGACUUUUGAAGCAGGCUCACGCAGAGAAGACCCGGCUGCUUGAGUCCAGGGAACGGGAAAUGGAAGCCAAGAAACGAGCUCUGGAAGAAGAAAAACGACGCCGAGAACUUCUGGAAAAACGAUUGCAGGAAGAAACUAGCCAGCGGCAGAAAUUAAUUGAAAAGGAAGUAAAAAUACGGGAGAAACAGAGGGCACAGGCUCGACCUCUGACGCGCUAUCUGCCUGUCCGGAAGGAAGACUUUGAUUUGCGAAGCCAUGUAGAGACUGCUGGCCACAAUAUCGAUACCUGUUAUCAUGUGUCAAUCACAGAGAAGACCUGCCGAGGAUUCCUUAUCAAAAUGGGUGGAAAAAUUAAAACGUGGAAAAAACGAUGGUUUGUUUUUGAUCGGAACAAGCGCACAUUCUCUUAUUAUGCAGACAAGCAUGAAGCUAAAUUAAAAGGAGUGAUAUACUUCCAAGCCAUUGAAGAAGUGUAUUAUGAUCACCUCAAGAACGCUAAUAAGAGUCCUAACCCACUACUCACCUUCAGCGUCAAGACGCACGACAGAAUCUACUACAUGGUCGCGCCGUCGCCGGAAGCCAUGCGGAUCUGGAUGGAUGUGAUCGUCACCGGCGCGGAAGGGUACACGCACUUCCUGUUGUAGGGCCGGGGCGCCACCGCCGACGGCAGGGCAGGCUGCAGUAAUCUCCUACGAGAACGAAGCCAUGUUCGAUCCCAGACCGGAGGACCCGGCGCACCCAUCCCUCUCGCUGUGUAUACUCAGAACUCCUUUUAUAUUAACAGGAAGUCAUUUAUAAAAGAGAAGAAAAGGGGUUUACAUCCAAAGCUGGAUCAUAAAUAGCAAAAGGAUUGAAGCACCCAUGAGAAAAAAA